AUGGAGCAGAUACUGUUGGAUAUUUGCAAACUGCCUCUGCUUAGUGUGCCAGAGGAAUGCCGGCACAUUGGAGAGAAUGAUACGCGCAGUUCCACUCGAACACCAUUCGUAACCUUGGACGCCUUCUUUAGGCCACCUUCCUGGAAUAACCAGAGCCUAAUUCGAAACACUGAGAACGAAGAAGAAGAAGAAGAAGAAGAAGAAGAAGAAGAAGAAGAAGAAGAAGAAAAGGCACAAGUUCGAAAAGCAGAUUGGAACGCGACAGGUGGGAACCUUGUGGCUCCUGCACAUAAAUGGGCCAGGGUAUAUCGGAGUGAAGAACCAGAAAUUUCCCAAUAUCAAGAUCGGCCACAACAUGAUAUUGGCUGUGAAUAA
Messenger RNA from Paracoccidioides lutzii Pb01, 375 nucleotides. RefSeq lists its product as hypothetical. The transcript has 3 exons. Bases 1 to 375 code for a protein of 124 amino acids. The record is from RefSeq and is a predicted model, not a curated record.